Messenger RNA from Durio zibethinus, 1800 nucleotides. RefSeq lists its product as uncharacterized. Lineage: Eukaryota; Viridiplantae; Streptophyta; Magnoliopsida; Malvales; Malvaceae. The record is from RefSeq and is a predicted model, not a curated record.
GUCAAUUUCACCCCAGAAAAUUUUAAACUGUUAUUUCCAAACCCAUUUCUCCUCUUUCCACUACACUAUACCACUUUUCAUCCAAUAAUUUCCGUUCAUUUUUCUUGGAAGUCACAAAAAUCAACGUUAGGUAAUGUUAAUUUUGUCACCCAAAAACCCUAAUCCGGACCAACCCCUAGGGUUUACCCUAACCGGACCUAGACCCUGAAACCACUCUGUUCUCAGAAAGUGUAAUUUCUUUAGCGUAGUUAAGGCAGCAAUGGAGGUCGCUAGUUUCAGCCCAGUUAAAAAGAGCAUCUUGGUAUGCUCUGUAUUGGAAGCUUUGGUGACUGAGACUUUGUUUCUCGCUGGAAAGUCUCUUGCUUGCUUUCUCAUGCUGACAGGAUCAGUGCUGAAUAAUAUGAAUGCAUCACUUAAUUUGACUGCAGUGGAUCACAGGUUUCCAUUUGAUGAACUUCUAAAAAUGGAACAUCCUGGUCCAGAAAACAAAGAUGCCAGUGAUACAGAGGAUGAUGACGAAGAUGAAGAGGAGGAUAACGCAGAUGAUCAAGAUGAUGAUGCAGCUGAUGAGGAUUUCUCAGCUGAAGAAGGUGAGGAAGCGGAUCCCAAGGAUGACCCUGAGGCCAAUGGGGAUGGAGGGAGUGAUGAAGAGGAUGAUGAUGAGGAUGAUGAUGAUGGGGACGAAGAUGAUGAGGAGGAGGAGGAUGAAGAAGAGGAGGACGAAGAAGAUGAGGAUGAUGAGGUUCCUCAGCCACCUGCUAAGAAGAGGAAGUGAAACUAAUCAUAUAGGCCUUUAGAUUGUUUGUUUGCAAUAGAAUAGAAGAUUUGGCAUCCUUUGUUCUGAAUGAACCUUAUUUCUGGUAUUUGUCGUGCACUUAUGUUACCGGUGGUUAUGAUACAAAUUAUUGCACCGUUAAUCAACGGUCAUUCCUUUUUGUUCCGUAGAACUUGGCAUUGCUAAUUGCAUCAAAUAUCAGGAUUGUUUAAUUACGUCUUGGGCUUUUGUUCAGUAGAACUGUAAAGUAGAAACCGAAGUUUAUUCAAUUAUGUCAAAUUAGAGAUUAACACUGGACUAAAAUGUUGCGGCUGGAUGUAACUUGCUGACCUUGCAGGGUAUCGGGCUUUCCCAAAAGGCUAGAACCUGAGGUUUCCAUAUCUUGAGAUUAAGUCAUUCUAAGCCUCCUGGCCACACAAAAUCUGACGUACGAAGGUAUUGUUCCAAGCAAUUGGAACAAAAGAACGGUGGCUUAUUGGGUUAAUUUAGUUAUAGAAAGUCAAACUUUAUUAAAUCCCAGUUUUUUGUUUGUUUAGAAGGUGCAAAUGAGGUUGAGCAAAACCCAGCAAGUAAAACAACCAUUAGUUGAUUUUUGUCCUUACUCGGAGAUAAAAAAUUUUUUGGGCUAUGAUUAUCACGCUGGUUUUAAUAUUCCACCCAUAGGUGAUUGUGACAGUCUAACGCAGCUCGCAUUCAAACAGCCCCUCUGUAGUGUUGGGAGUUAGGGGCAGGUGACAGAUGAAUAAGCAAGAUUUGAGAAAAGAGCCACAUCAUAGACAAACUUUUGAACACAAUCAACAGUAAUUCGUAGAAAACCCAGAGAGGAAGAGACCAGACUUGUUACAUUAGUUAUUCAAGCUUUGACUGUCAAAGAGUAUUAACGUGCAAUAAUAAUAAUAAUGAUGUUCAUUGCUAAUGAUAUAAUGUCUCAGAAUUGUGCAACGAGAUGGUAAAAUUAUUUGCUCUCUUCAAAAGGAAGAUGGUAAACCUUUCUCCCCUCGCAUUGAUGAUCAUAUUGCAUGACU